Verticillium alfalfae VaMs.102 is the source of this 849-nucleotide messenger RNA. RefSeq lists its product as hypothetical. The record is from RefSeq and is a predicted model, not a curated record. The transcript has 2 exons. Gene Ontology annotation, molecular function: protein binding. The coding region runs from base 1 to 849 and encodes 282 amino acids. NCBI's taxonomy places the organism in Eukaryota, Fungi, Ascomycota, Sordariomycetes, Glomerellales, Plectosphaerellaceae.
AUGCUGCGACCGCCACCGAUCGCCCCCGUGAUUUCGCUUCACGGGCUCCGAAGCGCAACCAGACCUUGGAUGGCCUGGGCUCAGGGCGACUCGGCCCGAGUUGCCAGCAGCGAGGAAAAGCGUGCAUGCGAUCUCUGGGCCUUUGACGUUCGCUCCCGUAUCUGGAUUGAGCUUCCUGCCGCACCUGGCCCUGCUCGCGCCGGGGCAGCCAUGUGCGUCAGCAAGAGCCGCCUCUUCCGCUUCGGCGGCCAUGACGGCUCUGGCCCGAUCGGCGGCCAGCUCGACUUUGUGCAUCUCGAGGUCGAGAUGUUUGACGAUGGCAACUCACGUGGUGAGGUCUGCGUUCGCGCUCGCGGCGGCUGGCAGGGCAUCGUCGCCGGUGCAUCCGGUGGCGAGACGGAAAUUCCUCUAGUUGCUGCCCAGGAAUGGCCUGCGCCUCGAGGUUUUGCUGGGCUGGAGACCGUCACGAGCGGUGCGGGUCGCGAGUACCUCUUGCUCGUGGGUGGCGAGGCUGCUGACGGUGUUGCGGAACGCGGUCGCGAAGGAACCACAACGUCCUUCUUUAACGACGUGUGGGCAUUCCAGGUGCCGCCUCUAGGUAUGACGGCCGCGAGCGUGCGGGACGCCAUGUGGCAGGCUCUGGGUAAACCGACAGGUGAGGGCAAAUGGAACAGACUGCAGAUGGGAUCAUAUGAUGACGACAACGACGAUGGUGAGCCGCUUCCGCGAGGCUACAUUGCCACGGCGGCGAUGGGCGAGCUGGAAGAAUCGGGCAUCUUGGUCUGGGGCGGCGUUGGGUCUGGCAACAGGCAUUUGUCCGAUGGAUGGAUUUUGCGUUUGGGCGAGUGA